AAAGUAAAGCAACGAAAUCAUACCGAUAAAUGGAGACGUUUGUUCUACUCCCACCAACCUGAAUUUACACCGGCACCAGACCAGACAUCAUGCUAUCCAUCCGGCACACCGUCACAAAGGCUUUUGCCUCCCAGGCCGCUGUCCGUCAAGGCACCUUCCGCAGGCCCAUUGCCCUGUUCUCUACCUCCUCGCAAAAAUCUGUCGAAGGCUCAUCGGGAUCGAAUUCUCCUUCGCAGUCCCCCCGCAUGCAAGACAAAGACCAGGUGCAAGCCGAACAGCAGGCCAAGGACCCUCAGAAGAUGGCAAAUCUCGGCCAGGAAAGCAACAGGUCCAAGCCCGAGGACGUGACGGGCGGAUUGCACACCCAAGGCGUCAAGGGGAAAAGCCGGGACGAUGAGAGCUUGGGAAAGGCUGCCAAGAACAAGGCGAGUGGAUGAAUGGCCUGCAAGGGAUUUCGGGUUCAAAAUGAUGUUGGACAGAAGGUCAUGCUAUGGUCUUUAGUGAUCUAAAUAUUAAUAGGGUACCUUACUUUAUCCACGGGCUGUCUAAUUUUGGGGACUCCCUGAUUCAGAUGUUGCCUUGGUCCCUUCUGAG
Molecule: messenger RNA, 594 nt
Organism: Canariomyces notabilis
Lineage: Eukaryota; Fungi; Ascomycota; Sordariomycetes; Sordariales; Chaetomiaceae
Exons: 2
Coding region: 90-437 (115 amino acids)
Source: RefSeq, a predicted model, not a curated record